Bombus pascuorum is the source of this 7288-nucleotide messenger RNA. It is a transcript of the gene mnb, whose product is annotated as serine/threonine-protein kinase minibrain. Gene Ontology annotation, cellular component: nucleus. Lineage: Eukaryota; Metazoa; Arthropoda; Insecta; Hymenoptera; Apidae. The coding region runs from base 698 to 2458 and encodes 586 amino acids. Gene Ontology annotation, biological process: peptidyl-threonine phosphorylation; positive regulation of DNA-templated transcription; protein autophosphorylation. The record is from RefSeq and is a predicted model, not a curated record. Gene Ontology annotation, molecular function: protein serine/threonine/tyrosine kinase activity; ATP binding; transcription coactivator activity. The transcript is spliced from 9 exons.
GCAACACCAUCGGCAACAGCACCAGAAGCGCUCAACUGUUCGUUUUGAAGCUGUCUUUCUGUUGCUAUGCUGGCUGCCCUUAUCCUCUCUUCUGUUUUCUCUACUCUCCCAUCUCCUUCCUCCGGUCGAGCUCUUUCCGUGCGCUGUCAUCCUACAGGACAGAGAUCCUGCGUCGCCUCGCUCUCCGCGUUAUUCUUUUCCGUCGUUCCUUGCCAAACGAUUAUCCAAAACUACUUUUUUCUUUCUCCUCUUUUCGUUUCUCAUUUUUAUUUCAUUUCAAUCUGUUCCUUUUACCAUUUUUGUUUAUCUUUUGCUAACCUUUAUGUUUUCACAGGUAUACGCAUUGUUUUUAUUGUAAUCUCUCGGAGGAGCUGUGCAAAAAUUGAUUUUUUAUUUUGUUCCUAACAGGUGUGACAAUCUUGAUGCCGAUUCGUUGUCAAAAUACAAAUGCAGUGUUCUAGAAGAGAGAAAAGUAAAAUGACAUUCAGUGGUGGUGGAAGUAUUUUACUUUCGCAGUUUGUAUUUAGUCGUAAGCGGAAGGGCGGGUGCAGGCGGUGGCGGUGGUGGAGGCGGCGGCGCGCCCCUUUACGGUCGUCUAGUAGCUGAGGAGCCAUUACCUCCUACAGUAUGUGGGGGUGCCGGUACCGGUGGCGGUACUGGUGGGGUUCCGCAAGAAACCCCCGCGGAUAUACACGCUAUGCAAGCUAGGAUACCCCAUAGGUUUCGAGAUCCAGCUACGGCACCUCUUAGGAAACUCAGUGUAGAUCUCAUCAAAACUUACAAGCACAUCAACGAGGUUUAUUAUGCUAAGAAAAAGAGAAGGGCGCAACAGAUGCAAGGAGAAGAUGGUUCCCAUAAAAAAGAAAGAAAAUUGUACAACGAUGGUUGGGAUGACGAUAAUCAUGAUUAUAUUAUCAAGAAUGGGGAAAAGUUCCUCGAUCGUUAUGAGAUCGAUUCGCUAAUAGGUAAAGGCAGUUUUGGCCAAGUAGUAAAAGCGUUUGAUCAUGAAGAACAAACGCAAGUGGCAAUAAAAAUUAUCAAGAACAAAAAACCUUUUCUAAAUCAAGCGCAAAUCGAAGUGAGGCUAUUAGAAAUGAUGAACAGGGCGGAUACCGACAACAAAUAUUAUAUAGUUAAACUAAAAAGGCAUUUUAUGUGGCGGAAUCAUUUAUGUCUGGUAUUUGAACUGUUAUCGUAUAAUCUAUAUGAUCUACUUAGAAAUACGAAUUUUCGAGGAGUGUCGUUGAACUUAACAAGGAAGUUUGCACAGCAACUGUGUACUGCCCUUUUGUUCCUGUCUACACCGGAAUUGAACAUCAUUCACUGUGAUCUGAAACCUGAAAACAUACUUUUGUGCAAUCCCAAACGAAGUGCGAUAAAAAUAGUGGAUUUUGGUAGUUCAUGUCAACUUGGACAAAGGAUAUACCAGUAUAUUCAAUCCAGGUUUUACCGGUCUCCUGAAGUCUUAUUAGGAAUACCUUAUGACCUUGCGAUAGACAUGUGGAGUCUAGGAUGUAUUUUAGUUGAAAUGCAUACAGGAGAACCUCUGUUCAGUGGGGCCAAUGAGGUCGAUCAAAUGAAUAAAAUCGUAGAAGUACUAGGAAUGCCACCGAAACAUAUAUUGGACCAAGCGCAUAAAGCGCGGAAAUACUUUGACAAAGUCCCCACGGAUGGCUCGUAUGUGCUGAAAAAGUCAAAGGAUGGUAAAAAGUACAAACCUCCUGGUACAAGACGCUUACAUGAUAUCUUAGGUGUCGAAAGCGGAGGCCCUGGUGGUAGAAGGAUAGGUGAACCUGGUCAUUCAAUUUCCGAUUACCUCAAAUUCAAAGACUUGAUCCUGCGAAUGUUAGACUUUGAUCCGAAAACAAGAGUGACACCAUAUUAUGCACUUCAGCACAAUUUCUUUAAGCGUACAGCCGACGAGGGGACCAACACAAAUAUUGCUGCUGCCAACAGUGCUAACACGAGCCCGGCAGUGGUAUCGAUGAGCCAAGAUCAUGGACUGGUAACCAUGUCAGGACAGGGAAGCAACAACAGUGGCAAUCCGAUGCAAGUAUCAAGUCUCCCUGGUGGCUAUCAGCCAAUGGAGUGCGAGUCAUCACCUCGUCAUUUGGGGAAUCGACGCGUUGUUACAACAAACUAUCCGUCAACUUCGGCCACUGGGGUGUCUGCAUCCGGCCCGAUGUCCAUGCAAUCUGUAGACAGUUCCCUAAUACAAAGCUCUCUUGGAUCGUAUAAUAGCCUAAUUCUCCCUGGUAUACCCCAUCUGCCUGCGAUGAUGACCUCACCGAUGAUUCAGCAGCAGAACUUUUACAAUUACGGUUAUUCAACGACUGAUACGCACGGAAUAGUCAGACAACCGUCGACAGUCUCAACCGGCAAACAAAGAGACCCAGAAAGGGAAGACAGUCCUAUGGUUGGAGUAUGCGUCCAGCAGAGUCCAGUUGCUAUUCACUGAAACGAAACAGAAUAAAAAGGAACUACGGCGAUGGUCAAUUACACGUACUAUCGUCGCGUUAGCGGUACCGUCAAAAAUAUAUAUUAGGUGAUUAUAUAUACUGUAUAUACGAAGUUCAUGACGAUACCGUAAAACCUAUCAUACUGUUUAUGAAAAAAAGAAAAGAAAAAGAGGGAAAUGAGAACGGGCAGUAGGAAAUUUGAAGUCCUUCCCCGUUGCAUUGCUUUGCAUUUCGUCGUUUUAUUGGUUAUGAAAAAUAAUUUGAGACAAAAGCACUACAAAUAUAGUAUUGCUGUGUAAAUGUGUUAAAAAAAUAAUAGUACAUUAGUAAGAAUACAUUGCUUCAAACUAACAGCUUAAAACAAAAACGAAACAUAAAAGACAGGUUAACAAAGUAAUUCAUCAUACGAGAAAUUCUUUGUUCGUUUAUGAAAAAAAGAGAUUUUAAAAAUAUAUGAGUGGCUUCUUUAAAAACAAAAAGAUGGGGGGAGAAAGAAAAAAAGAACAAGAAUGAGAAAUAUUCAGUUGAAAAAUAGAAAUACGAAGGAAUGCAAAGGAAAACAUGAGGGAAACUUCCCUUUUCCAUUUUGUCUUUCUCUUCUUAGUUUUUUUUAUUUGUCUAUCUUAAGAAGCCGACUGGUCUUACAUUGGGCACGGAUAUACCGCGUCCGGCACAGAAGCUUAUGAUACUUUGCUUAUGAGCACGGACAGACAAACAUGGUCUAGUGAGGAUGAACCCAGCUGGCCUCUCGGGUCCUGCCCGAUUCUGCAAACACUCCAAAUGCUUUAGUCGCGUGCAAACGUCGUUAAUAAAUUUUGGCACCCAAACUGUGUGGCCUAGAGAGCGAAAAAGUGAUAAUUACUAUUAUUAAAAAUGCAUUAAACAGAAGGAAAAAUAAGAAUUACCAGUGUAAGCAUAUACUCCAAUAGAGUUUUAUACACAAUGUCACGAAUAUAAACGGUUUAGCAAGUAAUUGCUAGCAAACAGUCGCGUCAAAUGCUAGUUAUUUGUACAAUAUACAUAGAUAAAUGAUAAGAGUGCAGCUUUAGGAUUUAGCUUUUAAGUGUGAAAGAGGAGAAACACUGACAUUGUAAACUCGACUCUUUUAUUUACUUUGAUGAAUAGAAAAGAGGACGUUGCAAACGUCAGUUUGUUACCGACGAAGGACUUUAAACAAACGAGGUUUGCAUGAUUUAACAACAAUACAUAUUUAUACAGAAGACAGUAAUAAGAAAGUUAAAAAGCAGUAUACACAUAAGAUCAAGAUCGAUAUAAUCAUACAAAAACCUAGAUACUUUAUAAUAAACGAUACGCGCGUACUCAUAUACAUAUGUUUCCAAUGGCAGUCGUAAUUGAUUUUUGCCGUUUCACUUUGGUAAUAGUAACGUUAUUUAUAUUAUAUUAAUAUACCUUCAGCAUAAGUUUAUAAUCGUUUUCUGGCACUUGCACAUUUAUUUUCAAGUUCUGAUAAUUGUAUCGAUCGAUAUGGUCCUUCUAAUGAAUUUCUCUUAUUUUUUCAUAUUUGGUUAUAGAGUGCCGACAACUAGGAAUAUAAAUUUCGAUGCCAGAAUGCGAAAUAUUAAAUAGAAACAAAUUGUGUCAAUAACGAUAAGAUAAUAUAAAACAAGACACGACGAACGAUGUAAAUUUUCGAUACUUAUUAAUAACAUAUACUGCAACAAAUAAUUCUUGAGAUAUUUUGCAUGUUUCUAUUCUUUGUUGUGGCAUAUACAUUAAACAAGUUGAUUUUUAAAAUUAUUUUACGAUAUUUUAUUGACCGUUUUGUAUUAUUUUACAGAAACGAAAUAUAGAUUCAAAUGAUACUUUAAUAUUUUAUUGUAUGCAGUAUGUCAGCUUCUUAUCGGCUUAUUCGAAGCAUGUGAUUAUAUAAUUUUAACAUUGUUUGAUCAGGUUUUUAAUAUUUUGUUUUUAAUAACACCGAUUUUGAAUAUUUUUCAUUCAUAAUAUUAUAAUUUACAUGAAAGGAGCUUAACUUAAAAUAUGCAUCGUUUUCUCGAGGAAAUUUUUUCUGUACACCUCAAGAGAAUUUCAAACUUACAUUAAUUGCCUUAUUUUCUAUUAUACGAAUUUAUGAAAGAGAAUGAAAUGUUUGAAUUUUCGAGAAUUGCUUGUUUAGAUAGGCUGCUUAGAAUCCUGCAUUUUUUAAAUAUUUGCAUUGUGAAGAUUUGCCGAUAGACGUAAUGACUCGCGAAACGACAUUCGUUCGAAUUCAUAGAUUUCUACCAAGUACUAAAAAAUUUAUAUUAGUAUUUUUACUUCGCCCUAAUGUAUGACGAUCAUUGCUUAUGUUAUGUUAACUUUAAAAGGUAUAACGAAUUUCUGUUUUAAGUGGAAUAAAUGAGAAAUGAUAAACGCAAUGGUGUAAAUUCGAUCUAAAAUUAUAAUUACUAACAACCAUGAAGUUAUUCUUAAAUUUCUAUGUUAACGAGAAACAUUUUGCCGUGACGAUAUCUCUCAAUAACUUUAUAAAGAGAGUAUGGAAGAGGGAAAGCGAGAAAAAACGAAAAUGUGUGUGUGUGCGUGCAUGCGCGCGCGUCUGUGUGUGUGCGUGCGUGCGUGCGUGUGUGUGCGCGCGCGCGUGUAUGUGUAUGAGGAAGAGAGAGAGAGAAAGAGAGAGAAUGAUUUUUCAAACAGAAAACAUUGUUUGUCAGAUUUAAUCAAGAUUUUUCAUGACAAUUUCUGACAUUUCGAUAAUCUUGUUGAACGGCAAAAAUCAGUACGCUCUAUAAACGUAGACAAAAUGUGUGAUGAUUCCACACAUGCCCUCUUCCGAAUUCACGUUAUUAUGUAUUGUGCUCAUCAGUCCUCCAAAGAACUAGGAUUCCUGCUCCUUCUUCUAUUCUUUUCUCUUUUUUCUUUUUUUUUUUUUUUUUUUUUUUACUUAUGUAUUUUGGUACGAGGAAAGUUCACUUUUGAUAAAAUUGUAGCACAAGAAACUGUAUUAUAGGAAAAUGUCGUCUUCUAAGUCCUUUUUUCGUUAAAAGAAAACGAGGAAAGAUUUAGAAGAGGUUGACUUUUGAGCACAAUGCAGUUUUUUCCAACGUAUCAUCGAAGCAUUUUCUCAUCUGACAAUUAUUAAUUUUUACGAAAACGAUUAUCUUUACUUUGAUUAGAUAAAAGAUAAAGUGAUUGAUUGUAUCCUAUCACUUACUAGUAAAUUUAGUAGAGUUGCCGCUUGUAAAAAAAGGCGAUGAUCGUUACAUAAAAUUGAAAUUCAAAUUCGUUCAAUAUUAACAAUGAAAAAGAAGGGGAAAUGUUUUAAAUGUGUGCAAUUUCACUAAUUACUAUGGAGAUCUUUAAAAAAUACUCGGAAGAGUGGUGGUCGAUUAUUCGAAAAAGAAAAAAAUUGGUGAAACAAAAGAAGUAUAUGUCGGAUAACAAAUGAAAUUGAUAAAUUUUCGUUAGAAAGUGGAAUUCAUAUAUUAUACAACAAUAGAUUGAUUUCAAACGCGCCAAUUAAUUUUUCAUAUAAAACUUUUUACACAGAGAAUACGUUUCAAAAUAUUUUCAUAUUUUUCCAUUUGUAACGUAUAUGUUUCUUAUAGUUUUUGUACCCCGAAAAAAUUUGUCCACUCAACAAUUGAAGCAAAAUGUAGAGUAUUUAUGCCAAUUAGCAAACAACAGAGUUGUAUACAUUUAAAUAGUAUAAGAACCGAUCACGAUUCGUGUUUCAAAUAAUUUUAAUUGAAUAAAAUUUAAUUAAUUUGCUGUCGAUAUAUCACUAAGAAACUUUUGUAUAUUUUUUAUUGCUUCAUAAUGGGAUAAAGAAUAUCUUCAUAUUUUGAAAAAAACGUGUUAUUUUAUUAGUUUCUAUCUAAAAAAAAUUAAAACAACUUUAUCAGGGUAUUUAUUAAAAAAUUCACUUUACGCUUUUUUCACUCAAAUUAUUAAAUUGCUUAAAUGAUUUGAAAACCAUACAUUAUAUUUAUGUAAAUCUUAAAACAAAUUCUUUGAAACACAUUGUGACUGGAUUAAAAUACCAUAAGUUUCCUAACGUCAUGUGUAAAAACAUUGUGUUCAGAAAAUAUACUAUAAUACACGACUGAUGUAUGCCUGUUAUGCAAAGUGCGUACGUCUGUAGACGAGAAGAAAUGAUGAGUACACAUCCAUCAUUUCAGUUUCUUGUUUGAUGAUUGCACACGCUAACCGACAUAAAAAAUAUAAGGAAUGAAUACAGAAAACAAACUGAAUUAAGAAAAACCAAUUUAUUAAGAUGAAAAUUAACAAGCCUCCAUACAAGAUGAAGAAAAAGUUGUAUCUACCCUGUAAACAUUUUCAUAUUAUAUUAUAUUACAUUAUAUUAUUAUUGCUAUUAUUACUACUACUAUUAUUAUUAUUGUUAUUAUUUUUAUUUUUAUUAUUAUUCAUCCUGAUAUUACUUCUGUCGUUAUCAUUACUAUCACUAUUAUGAUUAUGUGAUUAAUAUUUUUAUUAUUCUCUUUAUUAUGAUUAUUACCAUUAUUCUUAUUGUUAUUACCACUACUAUUGCUAUUCCUAUUACUACUACUAUUACUACAAUUACCAUCGCCAUCAUCACUCCUAUUACUACUGUUACUAUUCCUGCUAUUAAACUGUCACUAUACUACUACUACUACUACUACAACUACUACUACUCCUACUACUAUCACCACUACCAUCAUCACCACAACUACUACUACCAUAACUACUACUACUACUACUACUACUACUACUACUACUACUACUACUACUACUACUACUACUACUACUACUACUACUACUACUACUACUACCACCACCACUACUACUACUACUACUACUACUACUACUACUACUACUACAACUACUAC